GACCAACUUUGUCCUUUUCUGUCACUAAUUUGUCCUUCAGAACCCAGAGGGGAUGAAUCCGAACUGCGCUUGAUCCUGGUUGGCAAGACCGGCGGUGGGAAGAGCGCGACGGGGAACACGAUCCUCGGCCGGAGGGAGUUUGAGUCCGUCCUGGCACCAAGGACCACCACCUUGAGGUCCCAAAAAGGGAAAAGAAGGUGGAAGGACCAGGACGUUUCUGUGAUCGACACGCCAGCCAUUUUUGAUGGCGAUGUCUCCAGGGAGAUCCUGGUCCCUGAGAUCAGGCGCUGCGUUGCGCUCUCCAGUCCUGGCCCUCAUGCCUUGGUCUUUGUCACCCAAGUCGGACGCUUCACCGCAGAAGACGAAGCGGCAGCCAAACAAGUCCUGGAUGUAUUUGGGGAGGGGGCCUUUGGGCGCAUGGUGGUCCUCUUCACCCGCAAAGAGGAGUUAGAUGGGGGUUCAUUGGAGGACUACUUCUGGGGCUCAGACAACGAGGGUCUCCAGGGGCUGAUUCGGAAGUGUGGGGGGCGCUUCCUUGCCUUCAAUAACAAGGCAGAUGGGAUGGAAAGGGAGAGGCAGGUCUCUGAACUGAUGGAAGUAGUCCAGGGAAUGCUCCAGGAGACGGGGAGGCAUUACUCCAAUGAACUCUACUUGGAGCAUGACUUAACGGAUGGAAAGAUCCUCUCUUUCAUGGCAGAGAACAGAGGAGUCAGGAGAAAGGCAGCAGGAGGCUGGGAUUGGAAGAUAAAGUGGUUGCUAGGAGGGCUGGUUGCUGUUGUUGCUUAUUAUUCUUGGCCGAUGAUUUAUCAGUGAAAGAUGAUUGGUACAUUUUCAUCUUCUCUGAUGUGCCAAAACACCAGCAAUGCUAUAAAAUGUUUUUAUACAGUGCUACCUCGGGUUACAAAAUUAAUUCGUUCCACCGUUCCGUUCGUAA
Sceloporus undulatus (fence lizard) is the source of this 934-nucleotide messenger RNA. Its product is annotated as GTPase IMAP family member 2-like. The record is from RefSeq and is a predicted model, not a curated record. NCBI's taxonomy places the organism in Eukaryota, Metazoa, Chordata, Lepidosauria, Squamata, Phrynosomatidae. Gene Ontology annotation, molecular function: GTP binding.